AUGCUAGACUUGUCUGGACACUCAACUUUAGUGAGGCUGACGUUUGACAAUCGGGGGAGGUUGAAGGAAAUAGACAGCUCCGUUGGAAAGUCAACGCACUUGCGUGCACUAAAUAUCACCGAUUGUGAGCUCAUUGAGCAUGUGCAUGAUGAAAUUGGAGUGCUAGCGAAGCCUGAGCGCUUCUCUUUGCGUGGCUCCUACGGUGUGAGCAUACCCCCCACCUCUAUCGACGACUCGGCAUCAUUAAAGAAGCCGGACCUUUCAAUUACUCGAAUUGGAAGCCUACCGGAGUCCGUCGGAAAGCUACAGUGUUUGUCAGAUCUCUUCCUACAAUUCUCGGGAAUCGCUGAAAUUCCCGGUGCAAUUGAACUGUUGUUACCCAAAGCCGUUGGACAGUUGGAGAAACUAGAGGAGCUUUAUCGUGGUCGUCGCAAGGAGUUGGAAGGCGAUAUCCCCGAUGAGGAAAUAGACAGCUCCGUUGGAAAGUCAACGCAGUUGCGUGCACUGAAUAUCACCGAUUGUGAGCUCAUUGAGCAUGUGCGUGAUGAAAUUGGAGUGCUAGCGAAGCCUGAGCGCUUCUCUUUGCGUGGCUCCUACGGUGUGGGCAUACCCCCCACCUCUAUCGGCGACUCGGCAUCAUUAAAGAAGCCGGACCUUUCAAUUACUCGAAUUGGAAGCCUACCGGAGUCCGUCGGAAAGCUACAGUUGUCAGAUCUCCUCCUACAAUUCUCGAGAAUCGCUGAAAUUCCCGGUGCAAUUGAAGUGUUGGUAAAGCUGCGACAUCUUCAUCUGGCGAGCGAUGAGAUUAAACAACGUCCAGACUUCAUUGGAGAAAUAAAUUCACCAUGCACUCUGAAUUUGUCAACUAAUAGUUUGCUUAGCUCAAAUUCCAGUCAAUGGAAGUUACCCAAAGCCAAUGGACGGUUGGAGAAACUAGAGGAGCUUUAUCUUGGUCGUCGCAAGGAGUUGGAAGGCGAUAUCCCCGAUGAGGAAAUACACAGCUCCGUUGGAAAGUCAAUGCAAUUGCGUGAACUGAAUAUCACCGAUUGUGAGCUCAUUGAGCUUGUGCGUGAUGAAAUUGGAGUGCUAGCGAAGCCUGAGCGCUUCUCUUUGCAUGGCUCCUACAGUGUGAGCAUACUCCCCACCUCUAUCGGCGACUCGGCAUCAUUAAAGAAGCCAGACCUUUCAAUUGCUCGAAUUGGAAGCCUACCGGAGUCUGUCGGAAAGCUACAGUAUUUGUCAGAUCUCUUCCUACAAUUCUCGGGAAUCGCUGAAAUUCCCGGUGCAAUUGAAGUGUUCGUAAAGCAGCGACAUCUUCAUCUAGCGAGCGAUGAGAUUAAACAACUUCCAGAAUUCAUUGGAGAAAUAAAUUCACCGUGCACUCUAAAUUUGUCAACUAAUCGUUUUCUUAGCACAAAUUCCAGUCAAUGGAAGUUACCCAAAGCCAUUGGACAGUUGGACAAACUAGAGGAGCUUUAUCUUGGUCGUCGCAACGAGCUGAAAGGCGAUAUCCCCGAUGAGGAAAUAGACAGCCCCGUUGGAAAGUCAACGCACUUGCGUGAACUGAAUAUCACCGAUUGUGAGCUCAUUGAGCAUGUGCGUGAUGAAAUUGGAGUGCUAGCGAAGCCUGAGCGCUUCUCUUUGCGUGGCUCCUAUGGUGUGAGCAUACUCCCCACCUCUAUCGGCGACUCGGCAUCAUUAAAGAAGCCGAACCUUUCAAUUACUUGA
This is a messenger RNA of Eucalyptus grandis, 1728 nucleotides long. RefSeq names its product receptor-like protein kinase 2. The record is from RefSeq and is a predicted model, not a curated record. Gene Ontology annotation, molecular function: protein binding. The transcript is spliced from 5 exons. Lineage: Eukaryota; Viridiplantae; Streptophyta; Magnoliopsida; Myrtales; Myrtaceae. Bases 1 to 1728 code for a protein of 575 amino acids.